Auanema sp. JU1783 is the source of this 1299-nucleotide messenger RNA. The record is from the annotation of a GenBank genome assembly. NCBI's taxonomy places the organism in Eukaryota, Metazoa, Nematoda, Chromadorea, Rhabditida, Rhabditidae.
AUGGCCACUAUUGUACAGAAAAAGACCGAAGAGUCUAGAACUCCGGAAAAAAUGGACGUUGAGGAGGAGCUGGAUGAAGAAGUUCUUCGCAUGUCUGUUGAAGACUUGAAGAGUCGUAUUCACCUUAUCGAUAAUGAUAUCCGAAUCAUGAGAAGUGAAGUCCAAAGAAUCAAUCACUCCGCGCAGACUUUGAAGGAAAAAAUUAAGGAGAACACAGAAAGAAUUAAGGUAAACAAAACAUUGCCUUAUCUCGUUUCUAACGUUGUUGAACUACUCGAUUUAGAAGACACUCAGGAAGAAGAAGGUGCAAAUGUUGACUUGGAUGCGCACAAAACCAAAUGUGCUGUGAUCAAGACUUCCACUCGUGCUACAUACUUCUUACCUGUUGUUGGUCUUGUCGAAUCAUCUGAACUGAAACCCGGUGAUCUUGUUGGUGUCAAUAAGGAUUCAUACUUGAUCUUGGAAAAAUUGCCCGCUGAAUAUGACUCUCGUGUUAAGGCUAUGGAGGUCGAUGAACGUCCAACCGAACAGUAUUCAGAUAUUGGAGGAUGUGACAAACAGAUUCAAGAGUUAAUUGAAGCUGUCGUUCUUCCAAUGACUCACAAAGAACGCUUUAUUAACCUUGGUAUCCAUCCACCAAAAGGAGUUCUUAUGUAUGGACCUCCAGGUACUGGUAAAACAAUGAUGGCCCGUGCUGUUGCUGCUCAAACUAAAUCCACUUUCUUAAAACUUGCUGGACCACAACUUGUUCAAAUGUUUAUCGGAGAUGGUGCUAAGUUGGUUAGAGAUGCUUUUGCUUUGGCCAAAGAAAAAGCCCCAGCCAUUAUAUUUAUUGACGAACUUGAUGCUAUUGGUACUAAACGUUUCGAUUCCGAGAAGGCUGGAGAUCGUGAAGUCCAAAGAACUAUGUUGGAACUUUUGAAUCAGUUAGAUGGUUUCCAACCCAAUGAUGAGAUCAAGGUUAUUGCUGCUACUAACCGUAUCGAUGUAUUAGAUCCUGCUCUCUUGCGUUCUGGACGUUUAGAUCGUAAAAUCGAACUUCCCCAUCCAAACGAAGAUGCCAGAGCUCGUAUUAUGCAAAUCCACUCACGUAAAAUGAACGUAAACAAAGAUGUUAAUUUCGAAGAGCUUGCUCGUUGUACAGAUGAUUUCAAUGGUGCCCAGUGCAAGGCUGUUUGUGUAGAAGCGGGUAUGAUUGCAUUGCGACGUGACGCUACAGAGAUCGUCCACGAAGAUUUCAUGGACGCCAUCUUAGAGGUUCAAGCCAAGAAGAAGGCUAGCUUGAACUACUAUGCUUAA